Molecule: messenger RNA, 2002 nt
Organism: Eurytemora carolleeae
Lineage: Eukaryota; Metazoa; Arthropoda; Copepoda; Calanoida; Temoridae
Exons: 3
Coding region: 10-1200 (396 amino acids)
Source: RefSeq, a predicted model, not a curated record
GAGCACUUUAUGAGACAAGUCACCAUACUCAGGAAAGCCAGGAUUAGUUGGGGUUCUGGUAUUGAACUCAGAGAGGUAACAGAAGAGAUGUUACUCUAUGCUCGAUUUGGUUUCUCUGUAUCUAGACUGAGGAGGAUUGAUUGGAAUGUUGCUGUAUCUAAGGAUGCUCCUGCUGGUCUUACUGUUCAUCCUGGAUUGGCAUUGCCUAAAGGUGUAGAUCCUAUGGCUAAGUAUAGUGGAUUUCUCCAAUAUUCUAAGCAGGUUGGAAGAAUUAUGAAGUUUGUGUUGUUGCACUGGGCUAGGACCUACCCGGGAGAAAUUACUAGUUUUCUGAAGAAUGUCAAGAGUAAUCAAUUCUUCCGGAGGUUCUAUCAAAAUUGUUAUGAUGCGAUUAGAUUCCUGUAUCGGAGAAUAUUCAAUAUUCAUGCAAUGCGGGUGUGCAUUGUUGAAGAGAAGUUGACCGGUGAUCUGCUGGAGCAACUGAAAGUUGCCAAAGCAGAGAAAGCUGUUGCUGUAGAAGAGAUGAAGAUCCGGGAUGAAAGGGUUGCAUAUCUGCAAAUGAUGGUUGAUUCUCAGGAUUCUGUCGAACGUGCAAGAUGGAGGGAGUAUUAUCCUGAGCUUCCUAGUCAAGCUAGAAAGAGGGAGCGAAAGAGAGCAAGGUCUCAAUCACGAGGUCGGUCACAAUCUAGGGGUAGGGGUAAGUUUCGCAGGAUUGAUCCUGGUUCGACUCCAUCUUCAGUUGUCAGUAAUGAACCUGUUGUGGAUGAACCUGCUGUAAUUGCAGAUCCAGCACCUGUUGUGGAUCUUGCUCCUAUUGGUUGUUCUGCUCCUAUUGUGGAUCCCUUUGCAUCUGAGUCUGAGGUUGAAGAUAGUGAUAAGAAUGAAGUGACUGGAGCUGCUGAAAUCAAGUCUGGAGAUAGUACUAGUGAUCCUAAGCCUGAUAUGGGUUUAGAUACUGAGAAUGGAUCAGUUAUGAUGGAGGUUGUGGAAGUGGAUGAAGAGAUGUUCUUGGAGGAUUUUACUCUUCCAAUACCUAAAGCUAGAAAAAUCGUCCCAGAUAAGAGGAAGUCAAAGGGAAGAAAGAAGAAACCUGUUAAGGUAUUGACAGACGCUCAGAAGUUAGCUGCUUCUGUGGAGACUGAGACUAGGAGCAGAGAGGAAGAUGUCGACAUGGAGUUAGAGUUUUCAGAGUUUCUUUGAUUUUUUAGAUUUUUUUUGUUUUCUCUUUUCAGCAAUGUUGAUUAAAGUUUUAUUUGUUUGGUUGUUCCAGAUCUUAUGAUUACAAUUACUAAUAGGUUUGGGAUCUGAUUAAGACCAAAUAGUUCUGAAUAUGUUGGUUUUUCUGCCAAGAUUAUUUAAAACCUGUUGUAAGUUAUCUUUUGUUUUAUAGAAAUAAAUUAUGUUCAGUGAUUUUAGUAUAUUAUUUGUCGUUAUCGUGGUCGUGAGAUACAAUAGACAUGGUACCAACUCUUGGUGUUUUUUUACUGUAGACGAAAUUUUUCCUCCCGGGGGAGUGUUUCGUGAGUUUUGGCUCACUCUGUAUAUUUUAUAAGAUUCAAAUUUCGUCUUCAAGUUUGUUGUAUAAUUUAAAUUUCCCGCGCCGGUAUUGAAGUUGUACUCUGUAUCAGCCCGGUAUAGAAAUUUCAAUUCCAGGAAUCCACACAGCUUCAGUCCCGGUUAAGCAUUCAAAGUAAAGGAUAAAAGAGGAAUUUGUUAUCCUUUUAAAAACGCUGAUUCAAGAUAUAUUCACUCUUUUGCGAGAUUCAAGGGAAAUAUAAGAUCGAACCUUUACAAUCUACUCUGGGUUGCAGAAAAGAUGCGGUGAACCUGAUAUCCAGUAUUACAGAGAGCUUGUCCUAUCUAUCUAUUCAAUACAGAGUGGUUACGAUCAAACCUAUAGCUUCUCAUGCAAUGAGUGAAAGAUGCAAUCUGAUGAUAGUGGAAAGUAUUCUAAAGAAGAUGGUUCCACGUGGAAAAGACACCUAGUGCACAAAGAAUAGUU